Messenger RNA from Candidozyma auris, 1374 nucleotides. RefSeq lists its product as uncharacterized. NCBI's taxonomy places the organism in Eukaryota, Fungi, Ascomycota, Pichiomycetes, Serinales, Metschnikowiaceae. Gene Ontology annotation, molecular function: LPPG:FO 2-phospho-L-lactate transferase activity. The transcript has a single exon. The coding region runs from base 1 to 1374 and encodes 457 amino acids. The record is from RefSeq and is a predicted model, not a curated record.
AUGUCUGAUUCAGUGGUGGUUUUCAGCGGCGGAACCGCCACCAAUGAUCUUGUGCACGUGUUCAACUCUCUUUCUGCUAGCGUCACGUAUGUCUUGCCAAUUCUGGACAACGGAGGGUCCACAUCUGAGAUCAUCAGAGUCAUUGGUGGACCAGCCAUUGGAGAUAUCCGCUCGAGGCUCACACGGCUUAUUCCCGAGGAAAACGAGCCAUUGAAGCGGCUCUUGAGCUUUCGGCUCGAGAGUGACGCUGUUCAAGCAAAAGCGCAAUGGAACGAGAUCGUGGAGGGUACUCACUACCUUUGGAAAGACAUCGACAGCGCUACCAAGGAAAUUUUGAGAGCGUUUUUGAUACACGUACACGUGGAGCUUCUUAAGCGGUCAAAAUUGACGCCUACAAGCAACACAAACAAGAAGUUCAGAUAUGAGUUAGCCAACAUUGGCAACUUGUUUCUCACAGGCAUCCGUCUCUUCAUAGGGUCGCUUGACUCAGCAAUUGAAUUGUUUAAAAAGCUCACGGGCAUAGACAAUUCCAUUCAGGUUAUGCCUUGCAUCAGUACCAAUUUUAGCUACCACAUAGGCGCCCUCUUGAUCAAUGGCCUUAUUAUCACCGGCCAGUCUCAGAUAUCUCAUCCCUCUCCAGGUGAAGUAUACCCUCCUCCAAUCAACAGGACCAGGCCGCCUACUCCCACUCACGAGAGCAACGAAUUCUUUAGUCACAUAGACACGACUCCUGAUGUUCACGAAACUGAAUCUACCCUCUCCUCUGACGAUGAAGAAUUGGGAAACAUUCCUCAGUACACUCACCCAGAGCUCAAGAAGUCACAAUUGCAUUUCCAAAAGACGGAGAGUAUCGAGCCACUUCUUUCGCCCAUCGAGAGGAUUUUCUACAUAUCACCACAUGGACAAGAGAUCUGCCCCAUUGCGCUGACUCGUGUGAUUAACAGCAUUUCUAACGCAAAGACUCUCGUUUAUUCAAUCGGUUCGCUCAUGACUAGCAUCGUACCAAUAUUAGUUUUGAAAGGGAUAGGAAAGGCCAUUGCCCACGAUUUCAGCCCGGGCAAGAAACGCAUCCUCCUCCUCAAUGGCUGUGAAGAUAGAGAAACUUACGGCUUGACAGCCAUAGAUUACGUCGAAACCAUCAUCAAGCUGGCACAAUACUCCCUUGAGAAAUCUCACCAAGAGUAUAAGCACCUUAAAUGGUGCAAUUUCGUCACUCACCUUUUCUUCAUGAAAGAUCCAAGAAUAACUGUAGAUAAAGAGCUGUUAGAAAAGAAAGGCAUUCAAUGCCUCGAAAUAAGUCGAGACAAAGAGGGCCUCGAUAGGUAUGAUCCUGAUCAUCUUCGAGAGACGCUCAAUGCAGUUGCUGCAUCAUGA